This is a messenger RNA of Cyprinodon tularosa, 1658 nucleotides long. RefSeq names its product arf-GAP with Rho-GAP domain, ANK repeat and PH domain-containing protein 2-like. The coding region runs from base 255 to 1643 and encodes 462 amino acids. NCBI's taxonomy places the organism in Eukaryota, Metazoa, Chordata, Actinopteri, Cyprinodontiformes, Cyprinodontidae. The transcript has 7 exons. Gene Ontology annotation, molecular function: protein binding. The record is from RefSeq and is a predicted model, not a curated record.
AUCAGAAGUUAAAGACGGGGACGAUGGGCGUGGAACUGAUUUUACUCAAAGACUCAGAGGAGAGUGACUGAUACUAGAGUGAAAUCCAAAGCCUGGUUUUUAGAAAAAAAAAAAAAAAAAAAAAAAAGACUAGGGAAGUAAAGGUGAGCGGAUCAAUGCCGGAAGUUUCCUCCAGUCUUGAAGCUGCAGAGUGUAAGGAUGGACUUCUUGUUCUUAGCAUCUAACUAGAACUUCAGACGUGAGACUAGAGCACCAUGUCGGAGUCUCCGGAGCCCAGAUACGAAAUUGAGGAGUGGUUGCUAGCCCUCCGCUUGUCACAGUACAUCUCCAUUUUCCAAGAGUCUGGAUAUCAGGUUGUGGAAGACUGCAGAGGACUCACAGAUGAGCGACUUAUUGAAAUUCAAGUUCUCCCAACCGGCCACCGGAAACGCAUCCUUCGAAGUUUGGAGGCACUAGGAUUACAGCACGAGGAUGGAAAGACAGUAAAAAGCGAGCAGGAAAUUCAGGAGAGUGUUGGAGAUGAAAGGAAGCCACGGCUCUACCCAAGACAUGUUUUCUUAAAGGAUAGAGGAAAGGCAGAGUCCUGCCAGCACAACCAACCAAAGGAGAAUAUGGAGUAUAAUAUGGAAGGUCAAGAUACCAUUCCAGACCGCCAAAACAUCGUUCCACCUAUACCUGCUCCACGUAACCUCCCACUUACACAGUCAUCUCUGUACUCAAGUACCUGUGUUUCCAUCUCCAAGCUUUCAAGUAGCAGUAGUGAAUCUCUUCUCAACUCUGAAAUACCCUCUGAUUGGGAGGUCCCUUUAGGAGAGCAAUGUCAUUCCAACUUUGCUACUGAUAACCUACUGUCAGUGCGGCCUGAGGAUCAAUUCGAUUUUGAUGGAGAAAUGGUUGAAAACUCAAUUUAUGAGACACAUCCAGCAGAACCUCGACCGACCCGCUCCUACAGAUUAAGACACCGGCCUGUUCCUGAGAUCCCAAGUGAAACUGCUAUGCCACCAAUGGAAAGGAGCGCACAAACAACCAGCCCUGAACACCUAACCGGCUCAGAGCGUCCCACCGGUGCAAACGGCAUACAGAAAGCUCCACUUCAAAGAACCUUGACGCCCAUCGUUCCCUACGGAGAAGUAUUCCUGUACAACAACCCUGGCUCAUCUCCGGAAAAAGGGGCCAAAGACGGGUUGCAGAAGGGGUUUAAGGCCAAGAUGAAACAGAAGAAAAAGAGAAAAAAGCAAAAGGAGAAAGGGAGUCCUCCAGCUCCAGCUGUCCAAGGCGACGAUGGAUAUUCGACAGUAAACCUGCAUGCAAGCACGCUACCGGGGGCCGGUCUGCACCCAGCUUUUGCCUUGACCCCUGAAACUGCCCCAGUCAUUUCGGGGACUAAUGGUCCUGAAGACGAGUCUUUAGUAAUGGUGGAAUGCGACCUCUACUCAGACUCUGUAAAGUCUCGAGAGACUGAAAGCCCACAGCCUGAUAUCUCGCCCUACGCUUGCUUCUACGGAGCUCCCAAACAACAAGUGCUCAAAGUUGGCUGGCUGGACAAGCUGUCACCUCAAGGAAAUUGUGUUUUUCAAAGAAGAUGGGUGAGAUUUGAUGGCGAGAGUCUGGCCUACUACAACAAUGAAAAGGUAGGUGUGUGAAGGAGAAACCAUCCU